Messenger RNA from Lathyrus oleraceus (garden pea), 1179 nucleotides. RefSeq lists its product as uncharacterized. The transcript has 3 exons. The record is from RefSeq and is a predicted model, not a curated record. NCBI's taxonomy places the organism in Eukaryota, Viridiplantae, Streptophyta, Magnoliopsida, Fabales, Fabaceae. The coding region runs from base 1 to 1179 and encodes 392 amino acids.
AUGAACUCUCAUUCAACCACUAAGAAUGGUAAGCAUGAUAACCUAUGGAUUUCAGAUACUGGUGCAACAAACCAUAUUUCAUUUGAUAAAACUGCUUUUCUUACAUGCACUAAUAUCAUACAUGUUCAUGUUAAUCUACCUGGUGGUCCUCAUAUCACUGCAUCCAUGUCUGGCAGUGUCAUUGUGUCACCUUCUCUUACUUUACACAAUGUUCUGUACAUGCCAAUUUUUCAUGUCAAUCUUAUCUCUAUUUCUAAGCUUGUCAGUAGUAAUAAUUGUUCUGUUCAUUUCACUGUUGAUACUUGCCAAAUCAUGCAGAAUCUUUCCAAGGCAAUGAUUGGUACAACUAGGUUGCAACGAGGACUGUAUGUUCUUGACUCUGCACCUCAACCUUCAGCUUAUAAUUCAAUUUCUAAUGAUACUUGUAAUCUUUGGAAUUAUAGAUUAGGACGCAUUCCUGAUAUAGCCUUACAAGCUCACAAAACCAAAUUUGACUCUAAGGCCAGAAAAUGUGCGUCUCUUGGUUACAAGGAUGGCACAAAGGGGUUUAUCUUGUCUACUACCACUACUGAUAUGCCUAUUUCACAGGAAAGUGAAAUACAAACUAUCUAUCAUGAAACUGACACCCCUGCUGGUCCUUUUGACUUAGACACAUCCCCUUUAUCCAAUAUCCAACAUCCUGAGUCUGUUACCCUUCCUAUAAAUAAUUCCAUUAAUUCAAAUUUUCUUAACACUACAGUUUUAAAUGAAUCUGAUCAUAUUCCCUCCAAUAGUCACAAUUUUAUCCAUAAUACUGACACUUAUAGUCCUGUAGAUAAUAACCAGUCUGCUCAGUCUUUUCCCAACCGUUGUACCCUUAGUUCUAGUAUCUCUCCUACUGCUCUUGUUGAUAACACCUUAUCCCUCCCUAUAGCUCUUACUGAUAAUCCUAAUCCACCUCAGCCUAUGAGACAAUCCAACAGAACCUCUCAUCCUCCAAGUUACUUAUCAGAUUAUCAUUGUUAUUCUGCUAUAAGCAAAUCUUAUUCAUUGCAUUCACAUGAUUUUAACAUUGCAUAUCAUUUAUCUUUAGUACUUACUUAUGAUAAAUGUCUCCCAUCUUAUAAACAUUUUUGUUGUGCCAUAACCUAUAACACUGAACCAAAAUAUUUCAACCAAGCCAUUAAGUUGGACUGUUAG